This is a messenger RNA of Leguminivora glycinivorella, 2009 nucleotides long. RefSeq lists its product as uncharacterized. Bases 1 to 1335 code for a protein of 444 amino acids. Gene Ontology annotation, cellular component: axon; membrane; dendrite. The transcript is spliced from 11 exons. Gene Ontology annotation, biological process: sensory perception of taste. Lineage: Eukaryota; Metazoa; Arthropoda; Insecta; Lepidoptera; Tortricidae. The record is from RefSeq and is a predicted model, not a curated record.
AUGGCGACCCUGCCAGUGCGGCCUCGAGCUGCACUGGCGGCGCGCUGCGCCAGCCACUGGGAGAUUGUUCGCGUCACGGACCCCGGGCGUGGCCUUGCCGACGUUGGACGCGACGACGAGGAGACUGGACACGAAGUCCUGGUCCCGCCACACAACGGUCAUGGAAUGGUCGCAAUCAAUAUAUCCGUGAUGAAAGUUUCCGAAUCCGAGAACCCGAGAGAACAUCUAGAAGAAUACGUAAUACCAUACAUGCUCGGCGUAGUGCUACGCUUCUCUCAGAUAACUCUUUUGGCGCCGGUGCGUCUACGCCGUGCGUAUGAUCGCUGGGCGGUGGUUAAAAUAUAUCCUGGACUAGUAAUGUUGCAACGACUACUUGUCUUUGCAUGUGGUGUUCUUGUAAUACCAACGGUACUUUAUCACAUUCUUAACAAAGACAUUUUUAUUGGCAUAUUUAUCUGUUCUAACGUUCUUCUACCUAUGUGGCCGUACAGCCUAGCAGUUUUGAAUUCACCAGGAAAACUUCAGAGACAUAUAACAUUAUUGCGACAAAUACAAAAGAUUAAUGAAAACUUCAAAUGCACUAAUGCAAAAAAGGAUAGACAACUUAAGACAUGGUUCAUUUAUGUAUACAUUGUUUGUGUAUAUGUUAUACCGGCAAUUGUAUUGAUGAAUGAAAAUUCAAUACCGUUACAAAGUCCUGUUUGGGCAAUCGUUUCGUAUCAACAUUUUGUCGUAUUUUUGCAACUUUUGCAGUUGAGUUUAAUUAUUAAUGAAAUGAUGUCCACGCUUAUUAUUAUCAAUGAUGAACUUCAAUCGUGGCUUGAAUGUUUUACUAAAGUGCAUCCAAGAGCAAGUAUUUGCUACCUCAGUGACUGCUACGGAGAAAUAUGCGAUUUAGUCGAGAAGAUAAACGAGGACAACGGAACUUUUUUACUGAUCCAAAUCGUGCUGAUAUUUACGGACUUACUUCUCACUUGCCACAAUUUUCUGACAGCUGUUGAUUCCAACGAUUUGAUUGGCAUGGUGCGGCAGGUGGCUUGGUGCUUGUUCCACCUUUCCCAGUUGCUGAUAUUGGUGGAACCAAAUCAUGGUCUAAAUGAACAGCAACAACGCACCCGCUGCAUACUUUGCAAGUUGGCAGGCGAGCUGGGGCUUAGUGGCCGGGAUGUGGCACACUUGGAGCCGUUCCUGCUGCAGGUUCAGAUGAGGAAUGCUGCAGUCGUACCCUUGGGGAUGUUCCACAUAGCGAGACCUCUUGUAGCCUCAGUAAUAGGUGGUGUGUCCACUUCUUUAAUAAUUAUAGUUCAGUUUAGGAAAAUGUCGGAACACGUGUGAACCGAAGAAUCUAAAUCGGUCCAUCCGUUCGGGAGCUACGAUGCCACAGACAGACACACACACAAACAGACAGACAGACAGGGCCGUCAAACUUAUAACACCCCGUCGUUUUUGCGCUGGGGGUUAAUUCUAAAUUAGAUUCAUAUAAGUACAUAAUUAAUAUGAAUUUAAGUAUGUCGUAUGUCAUUAUGUAUACAUUCACAGCUACAAACGCUUAUUAUUUUUUUCUACUCCCGUACAGUAUUCGUCAUUUACAGUGCCGUGCAUAGAUCUAAAACCCUACAUAAAAGAUGCCAACCCCGACAAGCUCCCCUCGCACCCACGCAGAUAGGUUAUUGGCCUUUAACGCAUUGUUACGAAGCAUUUAUGUACUAGUAAUGGAUAUAGCGUGGAUGCGCGUAGAGCCGGCCGGGGCUGGCGGUGGCGCUGGGGAGUGCGAGCGGCAGGAUUGGGUGAAGGAAGGAACAGAGGGGAGGUCGACGCGUACAGGAAACAAUGGGAAUUUCAUGAAAGUUAUUCUAGAAAACUAUUAAAAAGAAAAAGUUUUGUAUGCAACGGUGUCUAACUGAGUCAAAAUAGUCGUCUCUCUCGCCUUUUUUGACCUCGUUUAAACACCGAUUUCAUAAAUAAUACUAUAAUGUAACCAUAGAAUAAUAAACGUAAUUUACCGUUAA